Molecule: messenger RNA, 3137 nt
Organism: Oncorhynchus nerka (sockeye salmon)
Lineage: Eukaryota; Metazoa; Chordata; Actinopteri; Salmoniformes; Salmonidae
Product: uroplakin-1b
Exons: 11
Coding region: 2154-2951 (265 amino acids)
Cellular component (GO): membrane
Source: RefSeq, a predicted model, not a curated record
CUGGGGAAACGUCAAAUACCCGCCCCGGGGAGGUUCCGUUCGGUUCACAUUCACAGCCACCACUGCGCCUAAAGAUCAGUGGCAUUGACAUUUUGUAGUAACUGAGGAAAACCAAUAACUUGUCAUACGAAAAGAUGGCAGACCCAGCAACAGACAACGUGCUUAUAACAGAGACGGCUGAACUGUCUUCACGUUCUGUGCCAUCCUACUUUGACCCCUAUGAGCGCUCUGUAAAAUACAUGGAAAGUCAUCAAAUUCUUCAGAUCUUUCAGGAGAUUGCUGAGAACCUGGUUUUUGACAGGCCAGACGAUCCUCUUCAGUUCAUGUUAGAACAGGUACAAUUGAAGAUUCGAAACAGAGAAGAAUCCACCUGCAAACCAGAGAAAAUAGAGUAGGCUAGCAGCCUGUUCUACCAUGCACUGCAGAAGACACCUGCGUCAUUCAAUCAUGAGUAAAACGUAAUUCAUUGCUCACAGUGUCGUCUGAAUAUCUCCGGGGGGACUCCAAAUCACCAGCGAGCAUAGGCCAUUCACAGGAAUACACAUUGGCUAUGUUACACUAUAAACUGCCUCAGCAAUCUAUAGACCAAGUCUUAGUAAAAUGGCAAUGAUUGUGAAGUAGGCUAGCUAUCUUAUAGUCCAAAUGACAAUUUAGCAAGACCAGACAUACAAACAACCUUGUGAUACAAUUUUGAUAUCUCAAAUGCAGAAUAACUUCAUUGCAACAGAAGUAUACAAAACAAAUAUUAUUUUUGAUUUAGUAUCCCAGGCAGACUGUUCAAUGCUCAGCCAGUCACCAAAUAGGCUAUUCAGAUGAGCCACUAUAAUGAAGCAAUCUGUGUUUAGACGUUUUCAAGACAUUAAGUCAAAGUUUCAUAAAUUGUAUGUUAGAGUUCAUUAAAAAGCAUUAACAACAUGAAUCAAAACAAAAUUAUUGAUUCUCUUUUAAUCUUUUGAGAAUUAUUAUAAUAAUGUAUUGCUAUCAUCUGGGCACCUAGCCUUUCCCUCCCUCCCUUUCUAGCCUAUUUAAUCUCAGAAAAUAACCUAUAUGCUUAAUAUUACAAUUUUUCCCACUUUCUUCUUCCACUUUUUCAUUUUAGAAAAACGUACUGUACUCUGCCUGUGAAGGAAUGGCCACUACAGGCCCUUGUGCUAUCUGUCUGCCACAGCAACACAUCGACCUUGAAACUCCUGAUGCGUUUCAUUUCAUUUGAGUAAGCCCCUGUGGCACCACAGCGUUGUAAAUAAUGAGACUCUGGGGAAACAAUCAUUCUUCAGAAUUGAAAUUCAAAGUAAUUCUUCAGAAUUUGAAUUCUAUCUUCUUUAAGCCCAUCGCUGAUAAUAGAUAGGACCAUGGUAACUAGGUCUGUUAGCCAUCAUAGCAAGAGGACUGAAGAAAGUGCCAUGUUAUGUCACCAUGGAGACAGACCUAUACCAUGUGUAGUUCACAUAGUAAUAGAUCAAGCGAAGCACGCUAUCUGAUCUAUGUUUUUCAUGUUUCAAGAUGAUUCUCCAAUCAUUGUAAAGACCGCAAGCCAUGGCAGAUGGAGAAAACAGAAGAACAUAAUGCUAUGGUUAUAACGAGUGAUCAUCCAGUUAUGACACACCGUAUGCUGUGGAUAAACUUUAAACCAAGAACCUGGUCAUACUUUCACAUUUCAGAAUAGGCCUAGGCAUACUCAAUUCAUUUCAGAAUAGGCCUAGGCAUACUCAAUUCAUUUCAGAAUAGGCCUAGGCAUACUCAAUUCAUUUCAGAAUAGGCCUAGGCAUACUCAAUUCAUUUCAGAAUAGGCCUAAGCAUACUCAAUUGGCACUUGGCAGAACUGUUAUAAGUGAGCAGCCUACAUGAAAUUUAGCAACAAUGACAACACUUUUUGGACCAGUUUCCAAAUUUGGUUGUCCACUAAGUUUUGGUUUUGCGGAAAUACAGUCAUUAAAGUUGUGAACCGACUGUCUGUUCCAAGGUGGUAUCUUGGGUCACUUUUGUUUUGUUUGUCACUCAGGAUUGUCUUGCUUUUACAAUAAACACUCAAAACUAACCAAACAGGUUUCACAAUCUCACGUUACUUCGAAAGACCAGUCGUGGGGAGCGUUCAUUCUUUAUUUGGUUGUGGAUGUGUCUCACAGGUCACUCCGUUUACCGAGAGAAGAAACAUGACACCUGAUUUGGACACCAAGGACCGCUGCUUUAGGGCCUUGCUUAUCCAAGGCAAUUUGGUCAUUGCAUGCUGCGGGAUUGCCUUGAUGGCCAUGUGUAUCUUCUUCAUAUCGGAUCGAGCCGGAUUGUAUGUUUUGGUCUAUGCUACAGGAAAUGACAGCAUCUGGAGGGGAGCCUGGAUAGGCCUUUUCACUGGGUUUGCCCUUUUCUGCACAUCGAUCUUUGGAAUGCACGCCAUAGUUGUGUCCAAAAGAAAUAUCCUACUUGCUUACAUCCUCCUGAUGGUGAUCAUAUAUGCAUUUGAGGUGGCAUCGGCUAUUACUGCUGCAACACAUAAAGACUGGUUUGUUCCUGAACUCUUCCUGAAGCAAAUGCUACAGAACUACAACAAACCUCUACCAGAUAAUCUGCCCAGCACCCAGGACCAGAUCUAUGUAAUCAACGGGAUAACAGAAGCAUGGAACCGGUUCAUGACUGAGUCUAAGUGCUGUGGAGUGUACGGGCCAGAGGAUUGGGUGAAGUAUGAGUCCUACUUCAGGCAGCAGAACACAGAUGCUGAAUAUCCUUGGCCCAGACAAUGCUGUCAGCAGGAUGCUAUGGGAGCCAUCAGCCAUUUAGAAGCCUGCAAAAUUGGGGUUAGCCCUUUCCUGCAUGCACAGGGUUGUUAUGAUUACAUUGCUGGUCCUUUGAUUAGACACAGCUUUGGAGUCUCAUGGUUUGGAUUCGCCAUAUUGUGUUGGACAUUCUUUGUGAUACUGGGAGUCAUUUUCCACUACACUCAGUUGGAUAUCUGAGGAUGACCAACAAAGAAAGCUUCAAAUAAACAUCAGUUCAGACCUACGAGUAAAGAAGUAAUGCAAAUAUAACAAUUUUUUUGUUAUGAUCAACUAAUAACCUUACAAUUCAUUACAUUUUAAUGUCUCUAAUCAAAAUGAAAAGAACCAAUAAAUGUACUAAAUAAAAUUUUAUUUUUCAAAUGA